Messenger RNA from [Torrubiella] hemipterigena, 2613 nucleotides. The record is from the annotation of a GenBank genome assembly. NCBI's taxonomy places the organism in Eukaryota, Fungi, Ascomycota, Sordariomycetes, Hypocreales, Clavicipitaceae.
AUGGCUCGUCGUCCCUCCCUCUCCGACAUCCGCGCCGCUAAUCCGGACCUGGCUCUAAGCGGCAACAUCAUCUCGGCUGCUUUCAACAUCCCGCAUGCCCUGACCUACAACAAGGGCGGCGACUGGGGCCUCAAACCCCGCCGCGGCCAAUCCGCGCUCUUCGACUCCUUCACCUACCUCUCCUCUGACGUCAACCCGUGGAACCACACCGUCGUCUCGUGGACCGGCGAGAUUGAUUUCCCCAAGGAAGACGUCAACCCGCCUCCGCAAUCGCCGCGAGACACCACCCUCGGCGUCUCGUCUCUCAAUGCCCUCUCCGCCCCCGUCCCCGUCGAUGCAAACUCACAGUUGCCCACACCGCCCCCCGUCGAUGGCCUCUGGAUCCCAAAGGCCGACCAGGAGCGCCUGGAAUACCAGCUCUCUCACAGCAAGACUAUCAAGACGGUCCCCGUCUGGCUGGCCGACGAGGAUGAGACCACAGACGAGGGCAUCAUGCUCAAGGACCAAGGCAGAUGGCGAGGCUACGCCCAACACGACCUCUACAGCCUCUUUCACUACAAGCAGCACGAACCCACCGAUGGCCGUAAGGAGCGCGUUCAGUGGGCAGACUACUACCGUAUGAACCAAAAAUUUGCCAACAAGAUUAUCGAGUUUUACAAGCCCGGCGACAUUGUUAUUAUUCAUGACUACUUCCUCAUGCUGCUACCCAGCAUGCUCCGCCAGCGUGUGCCCAAGAUGCACAUUUCCUUCUUCCUACACUCGCCCUUCCCGAGUUCCGAAUUCCUGCGCUGCCUGCCCCGCCGAAAAGAGAUUCUUGAGGGCAUUCUCGGUUCCAACCUCGUAGGCUUCCAGUCCUUUGGCUACGCCCGCCACUUCCUCAGCUGCUGCACCCGCAUCCUGGGUUUCCCCUCUGAUACGACAGGUGUCGAAGCCUACGGCAGCCGUGUGCAGGUGGGCGUCUUCCCCAUUGGCAUUGACGCUGCCAAGGUGGAGGCGGCGGCAUCUGCACCAGCCGUCAACGAAAAGUACGACGCCCUCAAGAAGCUCUACCAAGGCAAGAAGAUCAUCGUCGGGCGCGACCGAUUGGAUAGUGUCCGUGGUGUUGCGCAGAAGUUGCAAGCCUUUGAGCGCUUCUUGGAGACAUACCCUGAGUGGAGGGAAAAGGUGGUCCUGAUCCAGGUCACUUCGCCCACCACAUCGAGCGAGGGCGACAAGGACGAUGGCGAGAGCAAGAUUGGCAGCCAGGUCAACGAGCUUGUCAUGCAAAUCAACGGCCAGUACGGCAGUCUGAGUUUCUCACCAGUGCAGCACUACCCCCAGUACCUUAACCAGGACGAGUACUUUGCGUUGCUGCGAGCCGGUGAUAUUGGUUUGAUUACGUCGGUGCGAGACGGCAUGAACACAACCAGUCUCGAGUACAUUAUUUGCCAAAAGGACACCCAUGGGCCUUUGAUUCUGUCCGAGUUUAGCGGAACGGCGGGAAGCUUGGGUGAUGCCAUCCACAUCAACCCUUGGGACCUGACCAAUGUGGCCGAGAAGAUUAACAGCGCGCUGACUAUGCCCGAGAACAAGCGCGUCGAGAUGCAGCAGCGGCUAUAUGCUCAUGUCACAACCAACACUGUCCAGGCGUGGAUCGACAAGUUUAUCCAGCGCGUCACCAGUGUCUUGGGCGAGGCGUCUAACCAGCACUCGACACCACUGCUGGACCGCUCUAUUCUAUUGUCCCAGUACCGCUCUGCCACGAAGCGAGUCUUUAUGUUUGACUAUGACGGCACCCUGACGCCGAUUGUGCGAGAACCUAGUGCGGCCCUGCCUUCGCCGCGUCUGCUGGAAGGCCUCACCGAGCUGGCGGCCGACCCCAAGAACGCCGUGUGGAUCAUUUCCGGCCGCGACCAAGAGUUUCUGGUGCAGCAUCUCGGCCACAUCAAGGGCAUUGGCUUCUCGGCCGAGCACGGCAGCUUUAUGCGUGACCCCGAGUCCGAGGAGUGGAUUAACCUGGCUGAAAAGUUUGACAUGACAUGGAAGGACGAGGCUAUCAAAGUAUUCCAGAGCUACACGGACCGCGUACCUGGAUCUUUUGUCGAGCGUAAGCGAUGCGCCGUUACAUGGCACUACCGACUGGCCGACCCCGAGCAAGGCCUUCAUAUGGCGCGAGAGUGCCAAAAGGAGCUCGAGGGUGGCGUAGCCCGUCAGUGGGAUGUCGAGGUGAUGGAGGGCAAAGCCAACAUUGAGGUACGACCGACAUUCAUCAACAAGGGCGAGAUUGCGAAGAGACUCGUCGCACGAUACCACAACCCCGGCCAGGAUCCCACAGCAGAGGACCCGAACCCCGGCCAAGUAGAAUUUGCUCUGUGCUGUGGUGAUGACACAACGGACGAGGACAUGUUCCGCAGCCUCAACGGGGCGGCAGGCACCGUUUUGCAGGAAGACCACGUGUUUACCGUGACGGUUGGCGCAAGCACCAAGGUGACGCUGGCCAAGUGGCAUGUCCUGGAGCCCGAGGACGUGAUUGAGUGCGUAGCCCUGCUGUCUGAAUUCAAGUCAUCACAGCGCUUGAGCGAGGUGAACCUGGCAGCAUUGGCCUCUGUCGAGGGCCACAUUCCGCCCCAGUAG